AUCAGACAUUGACGCGCUUUUUUUAUUCAUCUUGCCACACUAAAGAUGAAGUCAAAUUAUUUCUCCGAUGACUAAUUAAUACCGUUCUAUUCAUGUGUCAUAAUUUAGCUUGUAUCGCGUGCGAGCGAAAUGACUAAUGGAAAAAGGUCGUCGUCCACAUCUUGAGUUAUUAAACGGAUUUGUCGAAAAUUAUCGCGUUCAAUCGAGUUAUUUGUUUUUUGCUCCAUGAGGAAAAAACGAUUCACGAGGGAAAUGUUAAUUCUAACGCGCAUUUCCUCCAUCGCGAGUCAUCGCGUAUAUAAUCGCGUACUCUCAAUGACAGAGCCUUUCGUUAUCGGUCGAUGUUAUCAAUCAUCGUGCCGACUUGGAAAACAGCACCAGACACUAUUAGACAUAAAUUCGUUCUCGUAAGACGUUCAUCGUAAAAUUUAUUUUUCCCCGAAAUUAAUUUUUAACGCGAAAACACACAUUAGAUCACGGAGUUUGCACAGCAAUAAAAGACUUAUCGUUCUUCCUCGACAUAGAAAUCCGCGCUGGCACCACCACAUGCUCUCUCGAAACUUCGCCGCGAUGAAGACCUAAAAUCGCCUCGGUACAGAUCUCGCGUCAUCGCGAUGUUAUGAGAUGUCGAAGAAUCGUGAGGAGGAGUGACGCCGCCGACGACGUGUAGGAUUUAAAAAUUUCUUGCGAACACGGUGACUGAAAUCUCGACGCCACCUUCAUUCAUACACCUAUCAGUCGGCUCACGACCGUCCAGCCGGACAGUCAGAGGCGCUCGCGCGCUCUCGCCGCGUCUCGGAACCGAAACGAUAUCCGCGCCGGAUUCGUCUCUCGACUCUCGACCCGAUAAUCCCUGACAGAGAAAAGUCCCGGUUCGACUCGUCCAGGUGUAAAACGUUCUUUCUGCGGGCACUUACUCACUAAACCGGUAUUCCCGCCGUUUUUCCCGGACUUGCGUCUUCCAAGAUUAAGCUCCGAUCUAGUAAGACAUUCUCGGACGUUUAUCUAAAAGUGUUCGGAUUUUUUUAUAUGGUAUAAAAUAAUUUGUUUAUAUAGUACACAAUUUUUUAUACAUAUAGUAUAAAAUGAUUGUUAUAAUGUAAAGUUCGUGAUAUCUUCUAUACGUGAAUUCGAUCGAUUUCGAUAGAGCUUUCGGAGUGAGAAACUCGUGAUCGAUAAGUCGCGCACUAUUAUCGCAACGACCGUUAUUUGAUUUGCAAAACAUGUUCGAUGUCAAUAUUUACUAGUUGAAAAAAUGUUGCUUCGCGCGACAUUUUCAACAGUCGUGUCUAGCAACCGAUCGAGGGACGCAGUCUCUCCGAUUUCGUUUUGGACCGGCGCAAUUUUUAUCGUAAUUUUUAUUGUUGCCGGGCCAUCGUCGCGCGACUGUCGAUCGUCGUACAAGCCGGUGUUUGCACAGUGACUGGACGAUAUUCUCAACUUUACUUUAUCUCGACUGCGUUUUUGCGCGCGCGAUUUCGACUUGACGCGACUUUUCUUCGCAAAAGCGCGCCGAUUUAAAUCGCGAGUCUCGACGAGAAUCGAUGGUCUUCGUCGCGGUUCGGCAACAGCUGUGCGAGUAGAUAUAGUGCUUAUAUAUGUAUAUUUAAUAAAGAAAUACGUAAAUCAAAUGCAAGGUCACACAUUUCUUGAGUGCGGUUUUAUCGGCGCGAUAAAUUCGGAGCUGAGUCGCAAAGAAAUCGAUAGCGCAGAUCGAAGCAGAUACACGCGUUAUUUUUUUUGCAACCAAUUCUUAGAGUGUUCCGAGUAUAACCGUCUUUUCGUUUGUCAGAGAUUUACAUAAUUCGAGCGAGGAGAAUUUUUCUCGAUACACGUGCUGAGUUUAAUUUAGUUUUAAUUCAAUUCCUGUGUCGCAUAUUAUGUAUCGAAUUUUUGAACUUCGCACCGUGACGCUCAUUUUUAUUAAUUCCACAAAUCGGGAUUCCGAAAAUUUCGUGACGUUGAUUCUACAAAACGCAUACAUAUAUUAUCGAUGAAUUGUCGCUGUCGCGAGGGAAGAGAACGAGCGGAAGAGGAAGAUCAAACGCCUUCGGAGAUCGAUCGUGGAGCAGAACGUUAAAUACCCAGUCUGGAUUUAUCUACGAUUCCUCUGCUUAUCCCCAGCUUCUUCUUCCCAUCAUCCCUUCCUACUUGCAAGCUGACGGAAAUUUUCUCGGAGACUUUCCGCGGCGAGUAGACAAUUUUGUGACUUUAUCGUUCUCGUCCGAAGGGAUAGGAAGUCAAGAUGACGUCGCAGAUGGAAAGCGAGGAAUAUGGACUGGGAUAUCAGAACACUCUGAUGUAUGGUCGCUAUACGAAGGACCUGGGUGAGUACGCGAAGGAAGAGGCACGCAGACUGAAGUACCACGAGAAAGCGAGACGCAAGUAUGACAAGACGAGAGCCGAGGACCUGCGAAAGUCUCGACGGGGUCCCUUGUGCCGGAAAUUGUUAGCCCUGCUGGCCUUCGCUUGGAAGCACACCGGUGCCCGGCUCGGCGAGGACUGGGUCUUCCUGGCCCUUUUGGGGAUCAUAAUGGCGCUCAUCAGUUACGCCAUGGACCGCGGCAUCUCCAUGUGCAACAACGCCAGGAUAUGGCUCUAUCAGGAUCUUACGACGCAUCCGGCCCUCAAGUACUUGGCCUGGGUGUCGAUGCCCGUGUGUCUCAUUCUCUUCAGCGCUGGUUUCGUACACAUCGUCGCACCGCAAAGUAUCGGCUCCGGGAUCCCGGAGAUGAAGACCAUUCUACGUGGGGUGGCGUUGAAGGAAUACCUGACCUUUCGAACCUUGGUCGCCAAGGUUAUUGGCUUAACGGCGACUUUGGGAUCGGGGCUGCCGCUUGGCAAGGAGGGUCCGUUCGUGCACAUCGCCAGCAUCGUCGCGACGCUUCUCUCGAAACUGGUCACGAGCUUCCAGGGUAUCUACGAAAACGAGAGCAGGAACUGCGAGAUGUUGGCCGCGGCUUGCGCGGUAGGAGUCGCCUCCUGCUUCGCGGCGCCGAUCGGCGGCGUACUCUUCAGCAUCGAGGUCACCACGGUAUACUUCGCGGUGAGGAACUACUGGCGUGGUUUCUUUGCCGCGGUUUGCGGCGCCACGAUGUUUCGCCUGUUGGCGAUCUGGUUCCAGCGCGAGGAAACCAUCACGGCGAUGUUUGCCACCAGCUUCACCAUGGACUUUCCCUUCGAUCCGCAGGAGCUCUUCGUCUUCGCUCUGAUCGGUGUCGGCAGCGGGCUGCUGGGCGCCUUCUACGUCUGGCUGCACAGACAAUACGUCAUCUUUAUGCGGAAGAACAAGAGCAUGAACAGCUUUCUACAGAAGAAUCGCUUUCUGUAUCCCGGCAUCGUGUCCCUCCUAGUCUCGUCCGUGUCGUUUCCUCUGGGACUCGGCCAAUUCAUGGCCGGCGAUCAGAAUACGCACGAUCAGGUUCACGGACUCUUUACCAAUUUUACUUGGACGCGGGAGAAUCUCAGCGUCGAGGAGAUGAGUAUCGUGAAGCACUGGUCAACGCCGUAUACCGACGUCUUUAGCGGACUCCUUAGUUUCGUUUUAGUCACUUUCAUUUUUUCUAUCAUAAGCUCAACGGUGCCGGUACCAUCUGGAAUUUUUAUCCCCGUCUUCAAAAUCGGUGCUGCAUUAGGUAGAGCAGUAGGCGAAGCGAUGGCACUCUGGUUUCCCUAUGGUGUGCGGUAUGGCUGGAUAAAUUCAGCUAUUAUACCAGGUGGUUACGCCACAGUGGGCGCAGCUGCAUUUUCCGGCGCGGUGACACAUACAAUAUCCGUCAGCGUCAUCAUCUUCGAGAUGACCGGUCAGAUCACUCACAUUGUACCCAUAAUGAUAGCAGUGUUGAUUAGCAAUGCUAUCGCCGCGCUUCUGCAGCCUAGUAUAUACGAUAGCAUUAUUCUUAUCAAGAAGUUACCUUAUUUGCCCGAUCUGCUACCAUCCAGUUCAGGAAUGUAUAAUAUUUACGUGGAGGACUUUAUGGUUCGUGACGUGAAAUACAUAUGGCACGGUAUCAGCUAUCAGAACCUGAAAGAGAUACUGAAGGAGAAUCGCAAGCUUCGUGGAUUUCCGCUAGUGGAUAAUCCGGAUUCCAUGAUAUUGCUUGGAUCGAUUCAGAGAUUACAGUUAAUCAAACUCAUCGAGAAACAUAUCGGUCGCGAGAGAAGGUUGCAGGUCGCGCAAAAAUGGCACAAAGAGGCGGAGGAAAGGGCGCGCGAAGAAAUAGAACGACAAUUGCGGGAACAAGAGAGAACGAGAAGGCCUUCGAGAUUCGAGGUCAUCCCGGCACCGGACAUUCUCAAGAUGCAGCGGCAGAGUGUUAAUGAUCUAACGAUGUCAUCAAACAACAGCGGCGGUCCUGAUCAUCAUACAUACCAUACACCAAUAUUCGGUUCGCAACCGAAGAAGUCGAUCCUGAAGAAGACAAACUCUUUCACUCUAAAAGGAUUCAGUCCGUUGGUCAGCCCGGCUGUGACACCCUAUACAACUGUUACAGGCGCGGAAAGCAGGAUACGCUUGGCGUUCGAAGCAAUCUUCCGUAAAUCCGCCACGUUGCAGGAUGUGGAUCCCGAUCCAGAAUUGGGCAGCGGUACUAGACGCAGUGAUAGCCAUGAAGCCAUUAAUGUGACGCCACAUACGCCUAUGUUGGCUCCAAGUCCGGCAACAUCAAAGAAAGUCCAAUUGCCUCGAGAAAGAGUGAUAGACAUGUCGGCCGAAGAUCAAAAACGGUGGGAGGAGAGCGAAAUGGCACUUGAAGUGGAUUUCUCGAGGUGUCACAUCGAUCCGGCUCCCUUCCAGCUAGUUGAGAGAACGUCUCUGCUGAAAGUUCACAGUCUCUUCAGCAUGGUCGGUGUAAAUCACGCUUAUGUAACUGCUAUUGGCAGAUUGGUCGGUGUCGUCGGAUUAAAAGAGCUGAGGAAAGCCAUCGAAGAUGCAAAUGCCGGGAUUCUGCCGAUGCAUCCUGAAUCGCAUAUCGCCGAAUCGAUCUCCAGCUUAGCAAAGAGCGAAACGGAUACAGAGAGCAACAAAAACAUCAGCGCGAUGAACUCCAUAGAUUCCGUAGACUGUGAGAAAAUGGAUAAAGUUUAAGGGAGCCGAAUCGAGAUAAGUGAAAAUUUUGUGAUAGCCACGUCGUUGAGUCAUACGACGUGACCUGAAUAAUGCGAAAACUGUUUUACUAAUCCUUAUUCCCUUCCUUUCAUGGUUAUUCGCGCGAUUCGAGCGCUGGAGCCGAAAUUACGCAAUCGUAUAACAAUAUUAAUUCUUAAACACUUCUUUCUCGUACUUAAACCUAAGAUAAAAGAUCGAGAAAGUCCUAAGAAAAGCCGCGAGAUAGUAUUAAACAUGUGACCAUUGUAUUCCGAAAUUUUUUUAUUUUAUUUUAACAUAAUAUCGAAUUAAUCAAGUGACAUGAUUGCGGGACAUGUUCGCGUUCACGAUUGUAGAUAAUUUUUAUAAAUCGAAUAAAUUCAUAAGGUUUCUCGACGGACGAUUUACGUAGGAAGGAAUAUUGUGUAGAGAGAGAAUUUAUAUUUUUCUGUUAUAUUUAGGUAAAUUAUAAUAAGAUAUAAUAUGCGUGUACAUAUGUAUACAUAUGAGAACGCUUACGAAAUCGGAGCACUUCAUCGAUAUAUGCGAUAGCAGUGCUUGAACUAUUUGCUAAACUGUAAUCGACAGCAAAUGAAUUUAGUUGCAGCGAGUCGUAUAUGUUCGAACUCGCUAAAUAUCUUAGUUGAAGACUCGAGCUAAGAAUAUACGAGUUUACGAAUAUGCUGUGAAUCAUAAAUUUAAUUAUAUAAGGUAAGUUUCUUUUCUCUUUCCAAAUACAAGAGUCUCGGCAGAGCGAAAGUGACUCGAAGUGCCAAACGCAGUGUGACACUACACUUUCCUUCGGGACACGAAAUGCAUAAUUUAUAUUAUGAACCAAUGUUAAUUUUACAUGUGAGACCAUCAGGAAUUGUAUGCCAAUGCUCCCUUAGCUAGAAAUUAUCUGACCAUGGUUGUGCCAGACUAUUAUUUAUUAAUAUAAUUGUUAAUUAGUGUUAUUUAAGGUAAAAGCUGUGUUAUAGAUCAAACUUUGCAAAAAACAAUUCUCUUUUAUUCUUUACGCGAUACUUAUACAUAGAAGCAAUCAGAGAAAAGUGUUUCAAUUGGAUCAAGUGUAUCUAUUGGAUUUAUUUUAAGAGCAACUCUUCAACUUGCAUUUAUUCUCAUAGAAUACAAUUAUGUAACUUGUAAAAAUCAAGCGCAUGAAUUUUAUUUCUUAUUAAAAAAUCCAAUUAAUAUUAAAAACUUAUAGAAUCCUACAAAUUUUCAAAGAAUUUGUAUUAUAUUAUAAAGCACAAUUAAAGCUUCAGCAUUUUAUAUAUUUUCAAGAUAUCAAAAAUAUUUUCAUAAUUCGCUAUUAGAAGAUUAUUUAGAUGAAAGAUUAGAUACGUCGAAGAAUUAUCAUUCUAGUAAUUUUUGCGCACAACAGAAACGAUAUGCUAUUUUAUCAAUAUUUAUAAUUAUUAUAUAGAUUCAAUUUUGGCAACAUUUAAUGCAUGUUUUACAUUCCAUUGGACAAAAUUUUCACUUCGUUAGAUAGUAUGUGCAACAUUACGUUGCAUCGUCGCGUUGUACGCGAUAACACUAUUUGCCAUUGUAAAUACACUACACUUAUCGUCAAAGACAUUAAAUAAUUUAUUAUUAUCUA
This is a messenger RNA of Nylanderia fulva, 6692 nucleotides long. NCBI's taxonomy places the organism in Eukaryota, Metazoa, Arthropoda, Insecta, Hymenoptera, Formicidae. The record is from RefSeq and is a predicted model, not a curated record.